Messenger RNA from Vespula pensylvanica (western yellowjacket), 1949 nucleotides. RefSeq names its product forkhead box protein D3-like. Lineage: Eukaryota; Metazoa; Arthropoda; Insecta; Hymenoptera; Vespidae. The record is from RefSeq and is a predicted model, not a curated record. Gene Ontology annotation, molecular function: DNA-binding transcription factor activity, RNA polymerase II-specific; RNA polymerase II cis-regulatory region sequence-specific DNA binding. Bases 136 to 1275 code for a protein of 379 amino acids. Gene Ontology annotation, biological process: regulation of transcription by RNA polymerase II; anatomical structure morphogenesis; cell differentiation. The transcript has a single exon.
AUAAGGAUCUCUCUUUUGCUCUUCUCCUUCGGUGUUUCAAGGACAAACGGAAUGCGAGCAACGGACUGGAGUGUUGGGAAAAAGUGAUUGAAUAAGAAGUGUGUUUUUCGAUCUGAUGAACGUUCGAGGGAACUCAUGGAAACCCAUUGUGCGAUGAUGAUGUCGAAUCUGUCGUGCGACGGGUGUGCUGACAGCAGUAGCCGGGAUUCUGACAGCAGUAGCAUGAUCGUAGAUCCGGUUAGUCUCGAUAAGAAUGACAUAUCACCGCCGCAGUCGUCAUCCAGUCCAUUGAUUUCCAGUUCGCCGGUUCCAACGAUGACAUCGACGACGGCGAAUUCGUUAAGGUGUCGUGGUAGUGCGAAUAGAAUGACGAAAAAGAUGCCAUACUCGAGGAUGCCGGUAACUUCGGUGGCGUUGUCCUCGAAAUCAACCAGUCAACAGAAAACAUCAACGGCGGGUCAACAGUCUUCCGGUUAUGGAAACGAGAAGAUGUCUUCGUCUUUGAUAAAACCACCUUAUUCUUACAUAGCCCUGAUCACCAUGGCCAUUCUACAAUCACCGCAAAAGAAACUUACGCUAAGUGGCAUAUGUGAAUUUAUAAUGUCACGAUUUCCAUAUUAUCACGACAAAUUUCCAGCCUGGCAAAAUUCUAUCAGGCAUAAUCUCAGCUUGAACGAUUGUUUCAUAAAGAUACCGAGAGAGCCCGGUAAUCCGGGUAAAGGAAAUUAUUGGACAUUGGACCCACUUGCCGAGGAUAUGUUUGACAACGGUAGCUUCUUGCGACGUAGAAAGAGAUACAAGAGGCCACCGCCUCAUUACGUUCUUCGCGAUAGGGCUAUCAUGGCCACCUUUGCCAUUUGCGGUGAUCGUGGACCUUGUGCAGGUGGUGGAGCAGGACAUCCUGGUACAUUGGCUUAUCCCGGCGCUGCGUAUCUUUCGCCGCCACCUGGCCUACCACUUUUGGACUUUUCUCCGUCUACGUUGGAAGCUCUCAAAUUAGGUGCUUUCCUCGAGCCACCGGCACCGCUAUACAAACCCGUACCUAUUACCGCACCACCCAUCAGACAACUCGAACCAACACCGACUAGGACAACAACGACGAUACCAAUGAUCAACGCACAGACCAGCGUAGAGAAGAAAAGAAACUUUAGUAUCGAUGCUCUCAUCGGCAAGCAAACGGUCAGCGAUCAAGGUUGCACCGGUCUUCUCGAUCUUAGUGCGUCGGAGCACAGAGAGAUAAGAAGUCAAGCGUCCGCGUUCUCGCCUCUUGUUUAGAGCAAAUCUUUGAUUGUGCUCGGUAAUUAUCUUUCGAUAUCGAUCGAUAGCGAUUCCUUCGUCCAAGUCGUCCGAUCCACCGAUGUAAUUCACGAUUAAUCAGAUAAUGGAACCCGUCGUAAUGUAAAUUGGAUUUAUAAUAAUCGAGUUGUAUAUCGUAGAGAGAGAGAAAGAGAGAGAGAGAGAGAGAGAGAGAGAGAGAGAGAGAGAGAGAGAGAGAGAGAAUGAAAGACAAAUCUCGACGAAAGGAGUCGCGUGUAUUUCGUUUAAAUGGAUUAAUCAUCGAUCGGUCAUAUUCCUAUAGAGACUCCUUAUCAAAGUGGCUUCAUUUCGUCGGUUUUUAUUAUUAGAGUAAGGGCAUCGUACAGUGAAUGGUGAUUUUAUUUGUAUGGACGAUCGUAUUGAAAAAGGAUGCGAAUAAAUAUUUUCAAUACUCGAUCGUGAUCUCGACAUAUUCCUCUAAUUCAUAUAUCGAUCCUGUGACCGGCUAUUACAAUAGCUAUUAUAGGAUUUAACUAUUGUGAAUUUAAUCAAAAAUGAAUUUCGACAAAUAAUUAUCAAUCGUCGGAAACUCGAGAAAUUAUAUUACAACCAACGGAAGUCAUUGUUUGUUACGAAUCGAUUAUAGUUUUAAUCAACGAUGUAUUCUCUUUUAUUCUCUUUUCUUUUUUUGU